UGCGCUUCUUAUAUACCUCUUCAUCUCCGACUCACAUUUGAGAUCAGAGUCUGAAUCUCCGCCUCACUCCGCCACUGUUAAAAAAAUCCAUUCUUUUUUUCUUCAACCAAUGGAGGAGGCGAGAGAGAAAAGAUAAGAUCAAAUUUCGUUAUUCCCACUUUUUUUUUGUCUCCAGAAAAAAAAAAAGAAAAAAAAGAAAAAGAAAAAAAAAACCCCUCUUCUAAAUCUUGAAUCUCGAACCAGAACCAACAAUGGCGGAGCAGAAAAAGUACAUUACAUCAGAAGAGCUGAAAACCCACAACAAGAAGGGGGAUCUAUGGAUCUCAAUCCAGGGCAAAGUGUACGACGUCUCCGAGUGGGUGAAGCACCACCCCGGCGGCGAUCUCCCCCUCCUCCACCUCGCCGGCCAGGACGCCACCGACGCAUUCGUCGCCUUCCACCGCGGCGCCGCCUGGCAGUUUCUGGAAAAGUACUCCAACGGCCUCCACCUCAAGGACUACUCCGUCUCCGACGUGUCGAAAGACUACCGCAAACUCGCCUACGAGUUCUCCAAGAUGGGCCUCUUCGAGAAGAAGGGCCACGGCCUCUUCAUCUCCAUCUGCUCAAUAGUGGUAAUGCUCGCCGCCACUCUCUACGGCGUCCUCUGCCACGACGGCGCGUGGCUCCACUUCCUCUGCGGCUGCCUCAUGGGCUUCCUCUGGAUUCAGAGCGGCUGGAUCGGGCACGACUCGGGCCACUACCAGGUUAUGCUAACCCCUAAACUAAACCGGUUCGCCCAAAUCCUCUCCGGCAACUGCCUCGCCGGAAUAAGCAUCGCGUGGUGGAAGAGAAACCACAACGCGCACCACAUUGCCUGCAACAGCCUCGACCACGAUCCCGAUCUCCAGCACAUGCCGUUUUUCGCCGUCUCGUCGAAGUUCUUCAACUCCCUCGUCUCGUACUACUACGACCGGACACUAAAAUUCGAUUCGUUCACUCGAAUGCUCGUAAAAAACCAGCACUGGACAUUCUACCCUGUAAUGUGCUUAGCUAGAAUCAACCUCUUCGCGCAGUCGAUUAUCCUUCUCUUGUCGAACAAGAAAAUACCGUAUCGAUACAGCGAGAUAAUCGGGGUGACGGUGUUUUGGAUUUGGUACCCUCUGCUUGUUUCUUGUUUACCCAAUUGGAGUGAGAGAGUCUUGUUUGUAUUGGCUAGUUUCGCGGUGACAGGUGUCCAGCACGUGCAGUUCUGUUUGAAUCAUUUCUCGUCGCCGGUUUACGUGGGCCCGCCGAAGGGGAAUGAUUGGUUCGAGAAGCAGACGAUGGGGAGUUUGGAUAUCGAGUGUUCGUCUUGGAUGGAUUGGUUUCACGGUGGGUUGCAGUUUCAGAUCGAGCACCAUUUGUUUCCUAGGUUGCCGAGGAAUCAGCUGCGGACGAUCGCUCCGUUUGUGAAGGAUCUUUGCAAGAAGCACGGCUUGCCGUACAACUGCGCCUCGUUUCUGGAGGCUAAUUUUAUGACGAUCAAGACGUUGAGGGAUGCGGCUAUGCAGGCUCGGGAUUUGACGAAUCCUGCUCCGAAGAAUCUGGUUUGGGAAGCGGUCAAUACUCAUGGCUGAAAAUCUUGAUUCAACAAUUGGUUUCUAUUGCUUUUUUUUUUUAUUAUUAUCAAUGUUGAUCGGUUUUUUUUAGCAAGAAUCGACGUUUAUGUUCGUUAUGCAUUUCUCGAUUAAUCUGUAUUGUUUAUGUAUGAAUGUGAUCAGUUUACAAGACUUAAUGCCAUUGUCUUAGUUUGCUGUUUA
Messenger RNA from Erythranthe guttata (spotted monkey flower), 1778 nucleotides. RefSeq names its product acyl-lipid (9-3)-desaturase. The record is from RefSeq and is a predicted model, not a curated record. Gene Ontology annotation, molecular function: oxidoreductase activity, acting on paired donors, with oxidation of a pair of donors resulting in the reduction of molecular oxygen to two molecules of water. Gene Ontology annotation, biological process: lipid metabolic process. NCBI's taxonomy places the organism in Eukaryota, Viridiplantae, Streptophyta, Magnoliopsida, Lamiales, Phrymaceae. Gene Ontology annotation, cellular component: membrane.